UCUGCCAUAGCUGUGUGCAGCUACCUUGAGAGAGCUCUGUGCGCAAGCUAAGAAAACAAGUCAUUACCUACCUGUAUUGCGAAGAUGCUUGGAAAAACUAGUUAGCUUCGAGUAAUUUUUUGAUUAAUUUGAAUAGCUAUUUGAAAAGUGAAAUCCUCGAGAGAUGCUCUUGACUGAUAUAGUUUUUAAGCUGAUUUGAGAUCUAAAGUUCUCAAAAUGUUGCAGAGAUUAUUCAUGACAAUUUUCAUAUGUUUUCAUUACACAAAAGCACAGGUGCAUCUUAUCGACUCGAGAUGUUAUUUAGCGGAAGGAGGAUCGGCCGAAAACUUUUUGGCAACUGAAGAUGCCGCUGUAGGGUCCGUGCUUGGUACCCUGAGUGUCAAUGGAGAUCCACUGAAUGACAUAACCCUUUCACUACGGGAAAAGGAUUCCCCGGUUACGAUAGAACGAAAUACCAAGAAUAUUAUUUUGAACAAACCACUCGACAAGGAAGGGCUGGAAGGGCCGUCAUCGGUUUAUGUGAACGUCAUUUGUGACCGAAAACAAAGCAACGAUCCGAGUUUUCUGAUACCGGUAAACAUAAGGGUUACAGAUGUGAACGAUAACUCUCCCAAAUGGAUCGGAGGACCGUAUGCUGUAAACAUAUCAGAAGUUACAAUCAUAGGAACGAGAAUUUUGCAAGGCGUCAGAGCAGUUGACUUAGACCAGCCUGGUCCCUAUUCUACAGUCGAAUAUCAAGUUUUGCCAGGCCCCCACUCAAAAUUUAUUGACUUUAUAUCUCCAUUAGAGGGAACUUUAGUUUUGAAGCAUGAACUAGAUUAUGAAAGCCUACGAAAUUUCACCGUGAAACUACGAGCUCAAGAUCAGGGAAUUCCUCCAAAGUUUUCAGAUACUUCAUUGACAGUUUUUGUUUUAGACGCGGAUGAUCAAAAUCCAAAGUUUUUUAGCGAUGUUUACUACGGAUCAGUUUUAAAUAACAGUCAAAUAAUCGUAACACCAGAAAAAAUCAAUGCAAAAGACCAAGAUGCGGGAUUAAAUGCCUCUCUUGUAUACUCGAUUGUCCCAUCAUCUUUUUCGAGUAGUUUUAAAAUAGAUUCCAAAAGCGGACAGAUACAGGUCAUAAAACCAUUGAAUACAUCAAAUAGCAUAACCCUAGUUAUAAAAGCAACUCAAGCAGAUAAUCAAGACAAAUACGCUCUUAGUACAAUUAUUAUCUCUACACUUUCUUCCAAGGCUCCAAAAAAACCGAACUUUCGACAAUUGAAAUAUAGAGUGAAGAUAAGAGAAAAUUAUGGACCAGGAGGAAAAAUACUAACACUCGAUUUUGUAAACACUUCACCAUAUGUAAGGUUUAAAAUAAUGAACGAGUCAGAGCUCCAAUGGUUUUCGAUAGAUAACAAUGGUAAUAUAUUUUUGAAAAAGUGGUUAGAUUACGAAACAAGAAUUUUGCAUACUUUCACGAUAGAAUUAUCUGACAGUAACUUUCAAGACUAUGCAGACGUAACAGUUGAAGUGAUAGACGUUAACGAUUGGGAACCAAGGUUUCGAAAGCCGCAGUACACAUUCACGCUGAAAAGCAAUGUAAAUGCUUCAACGCCCAUGUUUUUAGGAAGAAUUGAAGCAGCAGAUGGAGAUGUCAAUGAUAAAAUUUCAUAUUCAAUACAAGGAAAAUUUUCCGAAAUGUUCCGUAUCGAUAAGAAAGGUGAUUUGUGGCUGAAUAACGUCAUUAGGGAUAGACCUUCGAUCUACUUACACCUUAUAGCAACUGAUUCUGGAAUUCCUCCAAAGACCUCUACAGUACCGCUUAUGAUUCAGUUCGAAGAAAUUCACACAUCUCCAUUGAAGUGGUCAACAGGAAUAAUUAGUACUCUGGCUAUCGUCAGUGUUCUGUUCGUAUCGGCGAUUAUCGCUGCAUUUACUUAUAUUUUCAAAAUAUGGUGCAAACCGCAAAACAACAAUCUUAUGUUAAUCAACAACGAUAGACUGCCCAAUAAACCUAGCAAUUGUAACAUAGGAAUAAUACCGUCUCAUGCACGAGGAUCGAAUAGUUCUCUAAGCGCCAGUGCUUCAACUAUCUUGGCCGCCAGUCUUGAACGAGAUCAUGAAUCUUAUACAGCUACAAUAAGAGACAUCGUGAGCAGAUCUCAUAAUUCGAUGCAUUCUCUGAGAAAUUGUGAUACUGAGCAGGAUUCACUAACUAAUUCUGAAAAUGGAUUUCAAAUAAUGCCAACAUCUCACGGAUACAGUGCAAACAGGUUGCAUCCACAGUGGGCUCAAAAUAGAGCCACAGACAAGGUUUCGGCGGCGAGCGACAACGCCUGCGAAAAUAAUCUAACAGUUUAUUUUUAGAACUAAUUUACAAGUUCAAUAGUGGUAGAUAUAUUUAUACAAAAACUAGCCAAUGGUUUGUAGAGCUGAGUAAUAAAAACCCUCAUGGCGUUAA
Messenger RNA from Uranotaenia lowii, 2443 nucleotides. It is a transcript of the gene Cad96Cb, whose product is annotated as protein dachsous. NCBI's taxonomy places the organism in Eukaryota, Metazoa, Arthropoda, Insecta, Diptera, Culicidae. The transcript is spliced from 7 exons. Bases 217 to 2349 code for a protein of 710 amino acids. The record is from RefSeq and is a predicted model, not a curated record. Gene Ontology annotation, biological process: homophilic cell-cell adhesion. Gene Ontology annotation, cellular component: plasma membrane. Gene Ontology annotation, molecular function: calcium ion binding.